AAAUGAGAUUGUAACCUCAAAAAAUAAAUGUACUCGUGUAAGUACAGAAUGUUUGACAGUGGCAUAAUAUUUAUAUUUAUUUUCUAAGAAAAAUGAGUUCCUUAGUUAUUGAUGUUUUGCUAACAGAUUCAACAGGCAAAAUGAAUGCUGUUGAAUUGAAAAAGAAAGUGAAUGAAAUAGAAAAAAAAAUAGUUAAGUUAAAAAGUGACGUUAAAGAAUUUAUUGAAGAUAAUUAUAUAAAUUUUUUACCAACCCUCCAAAAUGACUACGUUUUGGUUGAUAAAAGUCGAAAACUCAUUGAAGAAAUAGGACUCUUGAAAUCAAAGAUUGACGAUCAGAUCAAAGUUGAAUUAUCUGGGUCAAUAAAAGAGUUAAAAAAUUUGUCUCAAGCGUUGAUCGCUUGCAAUUCGAGUCUUUACUUGUCUGCAAAGUUACUGGAACUUGAACAGUUUACCAAGUCGGUUGACAAACUGCGGCAAAAUAAAGACUAUGUCGAAGCGGCUAGAGUAUUACAAAAAAUAGUUGUUCUGCUGACGGACGAAGAGUCUCAUGAUGAUUUACAGAUGCUGAACAUCUACUCGGCAAUCAAAGAGAAUUACCAGCUUACGUACAGAUCUCUCUUGUCGACCGUACUGAAACUCUGGGAGGAACACGUUAUCUGGGCAGCCAGCGAUGAUGAUAAAAACUCUAAGACUAAUAAUGAUACCAGUAGCGUGAGCCUGACGAUUGAUUGCGAUCCUGAUGAAAUAAAAAAUAUUAUACAAGCUCUAUACUACUUGUCAGAACUUCCAUUGUGUCUCGAGCACUUUUCUACUAAAUUAAUGAAGUUAAUAAUCAAACCAAUAAUUAGCGCCGAGUGUUCAGUGUUUGUUCUCGAUGAGAAAGUCUUCAACGUUGUAACUUCUAAUGAGAAAAAAGAAAUACCGUCGUACAAAUCCAUUUUACAUAAUUUAAAAAUGCUGUUUCAAUUUAUUUAUCAGCAUUUAAAUGUUAUUAUCGAUGACAAAAUGUUUAUAAGCCGCCUGAAUGAGCACUUGUGGACACAAUUGUCAGAAUAUUUGCUAAACAAUUGUAUAAAUGACAUUAUUCCCAGCUCAAGUGUUGAACUGAAUAAUUUUAAAAGUAUUGAGGAUGACAUUCACGAAUUUGAACAAUAUUUGGGAGAGAUAGGUUUUAUUACUCAAGAACAAUUAGUUAUUUCUAACUAUAUUAAAGAUAUAGAUAAGUUGUAUAUUGCUAAAAUAUGCCAGGAAUUUUUAGUAAAAGCCAGUCAGCUUGUUAAAAAAAAUUUGCAUGAUUCUUUCAAGUAUGAUCACCAUGUUAACGAAAAAUUGGAAAAAGAGUCUGAUGAAAUAGUUAAUUGUACGCUUAUAAAUGCACAAACUGAACGUCAUUUAAACAAAAAUACAUUUAUUUUACCGGCUUGUCAAAUAAGUGCCAGUGCUAGAGAGCUAUUGCAACUUGUACAUGAUAUUCUUAAUGAGGCGGUACUUAAUUCGGAAAAUUCAACUGAUGCUGCUGCUAAAUUAUACUACACUAGUCGCAAUGUUAUUGAGCAUUAUGUUUGGACAGUACCUGAGUAUCAUAAAAAAUUUUUAGAAACUAUUCCUCAACAAGUUGCAUUAUUUCAUAACAACUGCAUGUACCUGGCUCAUAAUUUAAUGACACUUGGCCAUGAGUAUAAAGCAAAAUUACCAAAAUUAAAAAAUCACAACAUUACAUACGUUGAUUUAACAUUAAAACUACGAAAUAUCGGCUCUCAAACUUUCCUCAAUCACGUUAAAUAUCAACGUGGUAUAAUAACAGAUAUUAUUAAAGAUUCAGGAUUAUCUCAAUUGGCUCAAAAUCAAUUGCCUUCGUCAUCGGGAGUUGAGCGUGCAUUGAGACAGUGCAUUCGACAAUUGGAGUUGUUAAAAACGGUUUGGUUUAAUGUACUGCCUAUAAACGUCUAUCACAAAACACUUGGCUGCAUAUUGAACUCAAUGAUCGAAGAUUUAAUUUGCAAAGUGACUAUACUGGAAGACAUAUCGGCCGACGCAGCUACUGAGCUUGUAAAUCUUUUUAACAUGGUUGUCAAGAGAGCUCCAUUAAUUUUUUCGGAAGAAAAUUCGGUCAAUCGCUAUGUUAAAAAGUGGCAAAAAAUGUUGGAAUUGAUAAAAGUACUUGAGGCUUCGCUGAAAGACAUUGAGAAACGCUGGGCAGACGGCAAAGGUCCUCUAGCACGCGAGUUUUCGGCGAGUCAAGUCAAACAGCUAGUUCGAGCACUUUUUCAAAACACAGAAAGAAGAUCUGCGUUACUAGCUACUAUUAAAUGAUUAUAAAUUAUUAUUAUGAUUAACUACUCUAUAAAUUUUGUACAAUUUAAAAUAAAAAAUUUAUUUAAAAAUUUUAAUUGGUUCGUCGGAAGAUAAUUUAGGCAUCGAGGUAAAUGGACGGUAAUUAAUAGUCAUUUAAUUAAUUUUUUUUUUCGACUAAUAAGCAUUGAUAUUUUUUUUUUUUAUUUUUAUUAGAUUUUUUUUUUUUAUAAAAUUCUCUUAAUUUUGGCGUAUUAAAAAUGUGAUUCUAGAUUUGUUUUAUCCUUAAAGGCAGAGAUAAGUGUAAAGUAUAACUACCAAAAAAAGUAUAAGAUGAAUGUUUAAUGGAAUAAACGUAAUAUGAAAAAUAGAUUUUUAAGAAAGUGUAACAUACACCGUACGACUAAUUGUGUAUAUAAUUAACUUAAUUAAUUGAUUGAUUAGAUUGUUGUUACAAUAAUAUCUGUAUUACUCAUUUUUUUUUGUUUUUUUUGUUUUUUUUUUUUUUUUUUUUUUGUUUUUUUUUUUUUGUAUAUAUACACGUAGCUGUGUAGAUUGGCCAGAACAACGGGUGGUAGUGGUAGUCAUCGAGGGGGCAAGCAAGAAGUUGAUGAUUUAUAAUUAUUUGCCACUCUUAUUGCAGUGGUAACGUAGAACUCGCAGGUGAAACUCUUUUACGUGCAUUCACGAAGAUGACGAUGACUGUGAACAUUGAAGCGUACAAGGAUUUUUUU
Cotesia glomerata is the source of this 3028-nucleotide messenger RNA. It is a transcript of the gene Zw10, whose product is annotated as centromere/kinetochore protein zw10 homolog. Bases 93 to 2315 code for a protein of 740 amino acids. Lineage: Eukaryota; Metazoa; Arthropoda; Insecta; Hymenoptera; Braconidae. Gene Ontology annotation, biological process: mitotic spindle assembly checkpoint signaling; endoplasmic reticulum to Golgi vesicle-mediated transport; mitotic cell cycle. The record is from RefSeq and is a predicted model, not a curated record. The transcript is spliced from 7 exons. Gene Ontology annotation, cellular component: chromosome, centromeric region; nucleus; RZZ complex.